Molecule: messenger RNA, 6101 nt
Organism: Dreissena polymorpha
Lineage: Eukaryota; Metazoa; Mollusca; Bivalvia; Myida; Dreissenidae
Exons: 5
Coding region: 108-4391 (1427 amino acids)
Source: RefSeq, a predicted model, not a curated record
AGUGGGCACACGACUAUUGGGAAAUAGGUAAAUGCUACCUCCCUCCGGACGGAUAUAGCAGCAUUUCCUCGGUCCAGGAAUCGGACUUUAAUGGUGUGAUAAGCAUCAUGUUGAAUUGCCUACAUUUCCAGACAUGUCUCUCCUCCUUAUGUUUAUCACCUCCACCGCCUGAUAAGCAAUGUCCACUAGAAAAGGUCCGUCAGAUUGGCCGAGAUGUGCGACACACAUCCGACUGCAAGGUUAAAGAUGCUGACUUGCAGGACUAUUUCAAGACACUGUCCACGCUCCUUGCUGACCCACAAUACUUACAACAUGAUCCUUCAGCCAUCAUAGCAUGUACAAGACUUAGUGAUUUGCAGAAUGAUCGUAUGUCCUUUGAAGAACUGGGCAAGCUGUUGAAAGAGGUCAAUCAAACGCUCGAAGAAGCAAAAAAGACCGGCGAACGUUUUUCUGAGAUGGCGGAAAAGACCUUGUCAAAACAUCUGCAGAAAUUGGAUGCUACUAAUCAGUUGGGGCUGAUACGCCUUAAAAAGAAGACAACAGUUGGGGAACAACGCCUUCAUAGCAAGACGAAAGUUGGGGAACAUCGCCUUGAAAGAAAGACACAAUUUGGGGCACAGAUAAUUUAUAGCAGGACUCGGAAUGGGGAACAACGCAUCGAAAAAAAGACAAACGAUGGGAAACAUCGCCUUGAAAGAAAGACACAAUUUGGGGCACAGAUAAUUUAUAGCAGGACUCGGAAUGGGGAACAACGCAUCGAACAAAAGACAAACGAUGCGGAUCAAUGUAUUGAUAGCAUGGUACAUGAUGGAACACAACGCAUCGAAAUCAGUGUACAGCAUGGCAUUGAGCGCAUGCAACAGGCAGCAAACAAAACUGCACAAGGAAACUACGAACGAGACGUAGCAGAUUUUCGCCGUCGUUUAGUGGAACAUUACAAUGACACUUCGAGCAAUGUGGCUCUCUCAGUAUUGGAUCAGAGUCUUGAUAAACGUAUAACCGAUAUAUAUGCAACGCCGAAAAUGCACCUUUUUGAUAUAGCAAGUGAUGGGAAACGUGUUAAAAAGGAGCAAGUACUGACAUACAAGGAACUCUUUUACACAGACGACACAAAGUCAAAUCGACGUGUAUACGUACAAGGCGAGCCCGGCAGCGGCAAGUCAACCUUUGCAGCCAAGUUAGUUCAUGAUUGGUGCGACGAAAAUCGGCCUUCAACGGCAGCUCCCAACAAAAAUGCAUCGUUUGGUGACGUGUUAAUCAUUCAAAAUUUCCAGUUCAUUUUUUUCCUCUCGUUGGGAGAAUCAAGAGGUCAGACCGAAGUAACGCAUAUGAUAAAGAAACAAAUCAUAGACACAAUAUAUUCUGAUGAAAAACGUCAGGUCAUGUACACUCUUUUACUCAAAAUAAUAGAGACGGAAAUAUGCCUUGUAAUACGUGACGGUCUAGAUGAAUGGGUGGCUCCUGACGGUAGUAACCUUGCUGAACCUUCUAUUGCGGGAUUUCCAAAGGACAAGUGCGCGGUUCUUACAACUUCUCGACCAUGGAAACUUGCUGAUGAGCGUAUCAAGAAUUCACGGAUCGACAUCCUCGUAGAGAUCGAGGGUAUUAGCGAUUCAUAUACAUUUAGUGAAAGAGUACUGCGGUGCAUACUUGACAAGAGCAAGGAUCUUAAGACAACCGCGAGGGAAAUUUGGAGCUUCAUAAUGGAGCGUCGGCUGACCUGGUUAUCAAAUUUACCGAUGUUGUACACACUUGUUAUUUGCACGUGGGUGGGCACUAUGGAGGAGGAGGAACAUUUGAACGGAUCUUCAUUGUGUGCAUUGUAUACUACUUUUCUUGAAAGCCUGUGUAAGAAGGCGAACGAUACAACUGGCUUUUUUAACGAUUUAAACCCUCCUCAUGUGAAGUGUUUUUCAAGAACAAGUUACCUUCGGCCUAUCAUUCAAAACGUAGAUGUCAUUUCAAAAGCUGCUUUUCAUCUUUUGUAUUCUCCUGAAAAGGAAAAGUCUAUUGUAUUCAACGAUCAGGAAUUGUCAAACUAUCUUACACCAUCUGAACAAGAGUUUGCUCUCAAAGCGGGACUGAUAUCAAAACGGAAAACCAAAAGUGCUUUAAAUUCGUCUAUCUCAUUUAUCCACAAAAGCAUGCAGGAAUUCCUGGCUGCUUAUCAUAUUGCCCACAAUGCACAUUUGAUUGAUGACGUCAUUAUCGGAUAUCUUGGACGUCAUUCGGAUGCAUAUCUCGACAUAUCCCAGGUGUUCAUAUUCCUAUGUGGACUGAACAUAUCGGCUGCCAAUACGCUAUCUGGCAUUAUAAAUGAACAUCAUAGUAAAAUAAUGGACGCACGUGGUUUAACAUACAGUUCAAUGAAACACGUUGCUUUUCAAAGCAUCAUAGAGGCAGGAUACAGAGAAGCUGUUUCAAAUGACCAAACUGACAUUCUCCUCAGACUCAGUCACUUUUAUAUCGUUGGGAACAACUUAAUGGUCAUGAACAACGUAUGGAGAGAAAACAAGUCCAAUGCCCUGGCUUUGGAAAUAGAGGUACACGACGAAACGGAUCGUGCCAUACGUAGUUCAUCUACACAUGGCGAGCCAACAUCGCAGGUUGAAUUUGACCUGUCAUCGUGCCUCAAUCUGAAAUAUUUGAAACUUUGGGGAAGCGGCAUACACAUGCAAGAUUCGUCGAGUUCGGUCUCAUCGACACUUCCGGUGUGUAUUGUACUAAAUAGUGCAAAUCAAGCCCAGUGUGCAGAUCCUCAACCAGUUCUGCCUUGCAUAAAACACAUUGAAUUUUACAAUACAUGUUCGUCUACCUGGCUACGCAGUCUGCUCAGCACAUUGCUUACACUCGAUCAUUACGUGAAGUUUAUUCUGAUUGCAUGUUACAUAACAUCUUGUAAAGAAGAUCCAGUUAGAUGGGAAGAUACAGAGACAGACGCAACAUUAUUGAGUUUUAAGGAUACAUUGACACUCAUGAACGCUUUUGGAAGUGUCAGUCGCGGUCUGUGGGAGGCUCUCCAUGGUCUGAAUAUCAAGAGCCUGAGUCUUAGUGUUGGGUAUGGACUUUUUAAUGAAACAUAUGCAGACUCGAUGUCACAAUUACUUUCAUCGCUCACUCAACUGGACAAGCUUAGUAUUGUAUUGAAUAAUGACAGUCCCGGUCUGUGGGAGGCUCUCCAUGGUCUGAAUAUCAAGAGGCUGAGUGUUUGGUAUGGAGGCUUUAAGGUAAAAUAUCCAGACUCUAUGUCCCAGUCACUUUCAUCACUUACUCAUCUGGACACGCUUAGUAUUAAAUCAUGUGAUGACAUUCCCGGUCUGUGGGAGGCUCUCCGUGGUCUGAAUAUCAAGAGCCUGAGUCUGAGUGGUCGAUUUGGAGGUUUUAAGGUAAAUUCUGUAGACUCUAUGUCCCAGUCACUUUCAUCGCUCACUCAUCUGGACAAGCUUAGCAUUAAAGUGUAUGAUCACAUUGAUUACAUUCCCGGUCUGUGGGAGGCUCUCCAUGGUCUGAAUAUCAAGAGCCUGAGUCUUAGUUUUAGGAAUAUAGGUUUAAAGGUAAAAUAUGCAGACUCUAUGUCCCAGUCACUUUCAUCACUCACUCAUCUGGACACGCUUAGUAUUAAUGCGGCUGAUUACAUUCCCGGUCUGUGGGAGGCUCUCCAUGGUCUGAAUAUCAAGAGCCUGAGUCUGAGUGGUCGAUAUGGAGGUUUUGAUGUAAAAUCUGCAGACUCUAUGUCCCAGUCACUUUUAUCGCUCACUUAUCUUGACACGCUUAGUAUUUGCACAUAUGUUGACAGUCCCGGUCUGUUGGAGGCUCUCCAUGGUCUGAAUAUCAAGAGUCUGAGUCUGAGUGCUAUUGAGCAUGCAGAGUCGAUAGCACGGUCACUAUCAUCGCUUAAACAGCUUGAAACGCUUUCUGUAUUUUGGACAUAUAUCGACAUAAAGCUACCUCAGUCAUUGAAGCAUUUAAAUAGCUACUGUAUGGUAUUGCUUCCAUCCGAAUUACGCGAUCUUGUGGACGCACUGUCUGCAUGUACUCAGACAAUCGAGAGUAACCUAGACUUUUGUUGUGCGUCUUUGGACGAUUCCACUUUUAAACGAAUUCCACCUGAGGAAUACAUUGUCGUCAAAAAAGAACUAGAGAUGAGGAAAAAUGUUGAAGUGAAGCGAUUCCAAAUAUUAGACCGGACAAUUCAAACCGAUGUGUAUGUUGAUGAUGAUGAUGCCGCGUCUGACUGGUCUGUACGUGACAUUGGUGGUGUCCAUGACGGUACUAAAUAUGAUGAUAACGUUAAAGAUGUUUCAUAUAAAGAAUUCGAUUGCAGAAUGAGUCGUGAAAUCAUUACUAGAAUAUCAAUGCGACUUCUGAUUACUCCAUCCUCAAACUCAUGAAUUGUCAAUAACUGCGACUGCGACACCUGAUAAUGAGUACAAUUGUAUUUACUAUAAUGUCUCGAUCUCUCUUGGAUAUCAUACAUUGACAGUAGGCAUCGUCAAGCAUUAAUUUAACCAGUACAAAUAAUCUUAACAUUUUGUGACGUUUUAUUGGUGUGUAAACGUUAAUGGAAAAUGCUUGAUGAAAUACAUGCCUUUUUUGUAAGUCUUUGAAGUAUACAAAAACCAUGAAUUCUAACACGCCACGCAGUUUCAUUUCAUAGCCAAUACAGGAUAUCAUGUACUGGUUUUGCUGCAUUAUUUAUGUGCGAAGUAAAUUAUAUGUGUGCGUUGUUUCUAGUUCGCGUUGAAGCACAUAUAUAUGUUCAUCUUGUGCACAUAUUACAGAACUGCUUUUAAAAAAAAGUUGCUAUACCCAUGACUAUUGCAGAAUAUCAAAUACAUUUGAUCCCUUAUUAGCUAUAGAAUUCAAACUGCUUGUCGUCUUAGAAUAAAUCAUAUAAUAAUAUGUGUUAAGUUGCUUCUUACAGACGGUUCGUGUCAUGUUGAUUUUAAGGUUUGUAAUUACAGAUAACAGUAACCAGAUUAUUUUGCAAAUAUAUAUUAAUCUUUUAUAUGCAAACAGAAAAAGUUGCAUACCUUUAGUUUUCAUUUAGUUCCAGAUUAUUAUCAGGUACUCAAAUAUGUCCAUAAUAUUAUAUAAUUCUAUAUGGUAUUCUUGACAAGAAUGCCUAUCUGUAGUUUUGUUACGCAUAUCCUAUCUUUAUAAACACUUGUUUUGGCUGUGACUCUGAGCCAAAUAUCAGGUUUGGACUUAUUACAACCUGGAUUGCAUAAUAAGGUUUUGACUUCUUACAACCGGGUUUGGACUCCUUAUCACCUGGUUUGCAUUAUAAGGUUUGCACUCAUAACAACCAGGGGACUCUUUCAAUAAACAUCGUAGUACACAUGUACGAUACGGUACAUUUUUUGAAGAUACAUAAUUGCUAAAGUCCAUAUCAUAUGUUAAUUCAUUUUCAGUACUUAAUCAAUUACAUUGGCAUCUCCAGCGCCGUAUAUAUUUGACGAGCAUGGCGAGCUAGUUCGUCUACUUAUUAAGAUUACAAAAUUUUCUCGUAUGCUACAAUUGUCGUACGAUCAUUUAUGAAACUGCCCCACGGUUUGCAUUAUAAGUUUUAUACUCCUCACAACAGGGUGUGCAUUCAGCCUUCAGAACCGGUGACCCCAAAUCUAUUAAUGUGUGUUUUUGUUUUGUUUCUGUGCAUUUUGUCUAUCACAUUCGUACACUUGUGUUUCGCUUAUAAAUUUGAAAUAAAGCAGCUAUUUAGUUUUAACUGAAAAACUUAAUUGUGAUGUGGUUUUUAUGCUGUGUGGAGAAGUCGGAGUACACGUAGGAAAUUCAAACUGUCACCUUAUUCCAGUUACCCAUAUCGCAUUCGUUAUUGGUGACUUCCGACACAUGCAAAUUUCUGUUUAUAUAUGUAAACGAUGAUUUGUUUAUAUUAUUUUUUUUGAUAUAGAUGCUAUCAUUAUUAUCUGUGUUUGUAUAUAACACUUGUUAAAAGAUGUUUACCAUAUAUAAACUACAAUAUAAAGAUUAACGUUGGCUAAAGUGCAUACGAUAAAAACGCAUUCAAUAUAGAUAAAGAUUGAACACCCAUAUAUGUAAAAAAAAACGUUAACAUGUUGUCAUACAUUGUAGGAAAC